AAAUUUUUGGGUUCCAAAUUUCAAUUAGUUGCUGGAUUCUUCAUACUUUUUCCUCUUUUGAUCUCAUCUUCCCCUUUUCCCCUCUGUCUCUGCAACCCUCCUUCAACCUCCCACAUUUUGCAGCUCAAUCAGGAUUUUUUUUUAAUAAUUUGGAGGGACAGAGAGAAGACGGGGGAACUGCUGCUAUCCAAGUUUUGAAGGGAGAAAUUAUCCAUAGAUGAGAUGAAAAGAAGGAAACGGGAGCUGGAUUUCAACAAUUUGGCCAUUCAUCGAAAUGAAAAUACUCAAUUGGAUCCUUUAUUUUGCGUUUAUUUUGUUUUUUACGUCUAGUUUCUUAGAAGACAAACAUUAUACUUUUGGUUCCGGAGUUGAAUCUUCUUCGUUGGACAUCAAAAGACAAUGGGCAGAGUACAUGCAACGGAUUUGUCCCAAAGAAUUGGCAGAAAUGAAAAAAGAAUUCGGAGAAGACUUGUAUUUGUCAUUGAAGAUUUUCAAAACUGAUAUUGGAUUGAGUGAAGUAUGGUUACAAAGAGGAACUGAUGAACCCUCGACUAUCCUGCAAUCUAUGCCACAAGAGCUUAUUUUGGGAUGCUUCAGAAAGAAUUACCAUCUAUUUCCUAGUGUCCCUAGAAGGUACCUGGCUGACAAGUCUCCUAAAGCGUCUUCCAGCUUUGCUUCCAGUCCGUCAACAGAUAUAUUUGAUGACCCGAUUAUACUACCACCUGAUUUGCUUUAUAAACCACCUACUCUACCUGCCCCUACGGAGGAUUCCACAACUUCAGGGAACGAACAACAUAACAAAGACUUGAACAAUAUUAUAACUAUUGCUUCAUCAGUAGCAGGAGCAGUUGUUAUCUUUGCAUUACUGUUGUUUUGUUGUCUGAUGAGCGGUCAUAAUCGCUAUGCGGAUACACAGAAAGAUGACAAACCCCUACUCACAUUGAGCUCUAGUGAAUUCUUUGCUGGCUCCUCAACAAGUUCUGACGUAAAGGGUGGUGGUGGAAAUGAAGGUCUCAAUGACUCGGUUUUGAAACAUGAGGGACAUGGUACUUCACUUGGUGUUAUAUCAGAACAUGGCCCUGGUGUAGCUGGAAACGGUGGGGGGUUUUCUGAGAAAUUGACGCCUGAAAAACCAGAUACUCUCCCACCAGCUGCAUCACCGCCUCCAACACCUAAGCCUCCACCACCUCCAAAACCCGUCCGACCACCACCACCUUUGCCAAAGAAAGGAGGUGGCCUAGGCCUACAUAAUCGACGAAAGUCAGCUUCUGGUGAAGGUAGUGAUCUUUCUGGAGACCCGGAUGGCCAAAGAACAAAGUUAAAGCCAUUCUUCUGGGAUAAAGUUGUUGGUAAACCUGACCAUUCGAUGGUGUGGGAUGAAAUUCGAGCAGGAUCAUUCCAGUUCAAUGAAGAGAUGAUAGAAUCUCUGUUUGGAUAUAAUCCGGAUGACAAAAGGGGUGGUAAUCGUGGGAGCAAGUUAAAAGAUGGUUCUCAACCACAAUUUAUAGAGAUAAUUGAUGCUAAGAAGUCUCAAAACUUGGCUAUUCUUCUAAAGGCACUUAAUCUAACCACUGAAGAAGUUCGUGAUGCACUUUUAGAAGGUAAUGAACUUCCAGCAGAGUUAUUGCAGACAUUGCUGAGAAUGGCUCCUACACAAGAAGAAGUGCUAAAGCUUCAAUUAUUCAAUGGUGAUAUUUCUGAACUUGGACCGUCAGAGAAAUUCCUGAAAGCAUUGGUAAAUAUCCCAUUUGCUUUUAAAAGAAUGGAGUCACUAAUGUUCAUGAUGACAUUCAAGGAAGAGGUCACUGGAAUCAAGGAGUCUUUCAUUACUUUGGAGAUAGCCUGUGAUGAACUCAAGAAAAGCAGAUUAUUCCUUAAGAUUUUGGAAGCAGUUCUCAAAACUGGCAACCGUAUGAAUGAUGGCACCUAUCGUGGAGGUGCGCAGGCAUUCAAACUCGAUACCCUUUUGAAACUUGCAGAUGUGAAGGGAAAAGAUGGAAAGACCACAUUAUUGCAUUUUGUUGUCCAGGAGAUUAUUCGUACAGAAGGCAUGAAAACUUUGCGUGCUGCACAAGAAAAUUGUAGCAUAUCUAGCAUGAAAAGUGACGAUUUUGUGGAAGAUCCAACAUAUGAUUCAACCGAACACUAUCAGUGUCUUGGCCUUCAAGUGGUGUCAGGCAUAAGUAGUGAACUUGGAAAUGUCAAAAAGGCAGCACUUGUUGAUGGCGACGGUCUGAAAUCCUCUGUGUCGAGGCUUGGCCAAUCUUUAACGAAAAUUAAAAAGUUCUUAGAGAAUGAGAUGGAAAAUCCCGAAGGAGAUUCUGGGUUCUAUGAAGCUCUUGUAAGUUUUGUAGAACAUUCAGAAGGUGAGGCAACCUGGUUGGUCGAAGAAGAACAAAGGAUAUCAGGUUUGGUGAGAAAAACCGCAGACUAUUUCCAUGGAAAUGCCGGAAGGGAAGAAGGGUUGCGUUUGUUCAUUGUUGUGCGCGAAUUUCUUGUUUUGCUGGAUAAAAUUUGUGCAGAAACAAAACAAUCGUACGCAAAGAGAGAAAAAAGCACUGGGAAGGAAUCGUCCCUUAAAAGGGCUUCGUUAGAUCAGAAUUCAUCGAUACAGGACAUGCGCCAAAAAUUAUUUCCUGCGAUUGCAGACAGACGUGUGGUCGACUCCAGUUCCGAUUCAGAUGACUGAAAAUAAUCUCCCUGGUAGGCAUAUUAGCUUAUCCUCCACUUCUGAUUAAUCCUCAGUCAUUAUAAUAUUUAUUUCUUCAAUACAUUAUAGUCAUAUAGUGUCGGAAAAUUGUCUGCAUAAAAAAUUAUUAAUUUUCUAUGUACAAAUAUAAUCUAGUAUCAUCAAAGAAGAUGACGAUAGAAGACAGAAGAUUGCAAAUGAAAUUGGAAGACAUGAGUCAGAAGAAUGAAAAAAAAGGAGGGGGAGAUAGUAUAUGUUUAUUAAUCUGAAUGAAUGGCAUGUAAUGUACACCCACUUCUACUUAUAGAAAAAAAAUGGUUGCUUACUAAUUAUA
Messenger RNA from Amaranthus tricolor (Joseph's coat), 3023 nucleotides. Its product is annotated as formin-like protein 5. The record is from RefSeq and is a predicted model, not a curated record. Gene Ontology annotation, biological process: actin cytoskeleton organization; actin nucleation. The coding region runs from base 275 to 2689 and encodes 804 amino acids. The transcript is spliced from 9 exons. NCBI's taxonomy places the organism in Eukaryota, Viridiplantae, Streptophyta, Magnoliopsida, Caryophyllales, Amaranthaceae. Gene Ontology annotation, molecular function: actin filament binding.